ACGCCAAAGUAAAGCGCUGCGCCGACGACACCACCAAACCGGACACCGAAGCGACGCAACCAACUCGAGAACUUAUCUCCAUCUCCAGAACAGGCAUGCGCGCCCUGAUGCCGGAGCGGAGGAAGAGCCGGUCGCGGCUCUCCGCUGUCCGGGUGGGGCGAUCGCCGGCGGCCGCAUCACCGUCCCCGCCGCCGCGCCGCCACCGCAAGCGCGGGAGCGGGAGCGGGAGCGGGAGCGGUGCGCGGGGACUUCGGAUGGCCGUUCACCCGGCGCCGCUGGGGCCCUCGCGGCGGUCGCGGACGCGGCGGGAGGGGAAGGGGCGGGCCCUCGCCCGCUCCACGUCCGAGCCGGCGCUCUGGUUCGGCUCGCGGGUCCACGCCGUGCCGGACGGGUUUGACCACGACUCCUCGUCGUCUCCGCCGCCACCGCCACUCGAGCGCCCCCACACAUGCUUUGACGUCUUCGUGCCGGACUCGCCGUUCAGCCAUUCACUCUCCGCCGCCUCCCUCAACAAGCCCAGUCCCUGGGAGGAGGCGAAGGUGGUGGUGAGCGUGACGGUGGAGGGGAGCGUCGGGCCGGUAAAGGCGAUGGUCAGGCUAGACGCCAGCGUCGGAGAGGCCAUUGCGGCGGUGGUGGAGAGGUACGCCAGGGAGGGGCGAAGCCCGCGCCUGGACCCGGCUGCCGCGGAGGCCUUCCAGCUUCACCACUCUCACUUCAGUCUUCAGAGUCUGAACAAAAAUGACAAAAUUGGAGAUGUGGGAGGUAGAAAUUUCUACCUACACAAGAGUGAUUCAAGCAACAGGCUUUACCUUCAGGGCGAAGAACCGGAUGGAAAUUUUACUGGUAGUGAAACUUCAUGGAGCCGUGGAGAAUUAUCUAGUGCUCCAUACCACUUCCAGGUCUUCACCAUUGUCAUUAAGAAGCUCGACAAAAUUGGCCGGCGGACUAAAAGGAUUUGGAGGUUCAUCACCUGCGACAACUGUACAUGACAUGCAUCCAAGUACCAGUUAACUAACCAAAGGUGUGGCAUGAUUCCAAUUAGGUAGUUAACCAAUGUAUUGUCUGGUGUGUAUAAUAAUUCCUAUCAGUAGUUAUCUAUUAUACAGUGUGUCGAACUUCGACUUGUACACAUCCUGUCCUGUUAGUGGUUAGCCAUAUUUUAGCGGUUUGCAAGCGGGAGAUUCUUCUUCUUGGGAAUUGAAACCAUGGAAAGGAUAAUGGCUGGACCAUAGUGAUGGUUUCCAGUUCCAGCUGCUCCAACCAGAUUUCAGCUUCUUUUGUCAACAGCUGACGUAGUAUCUUGAUACGACAAAUGUGUGAUGAGGUAUGCAUACAAGUUUUCUUCUGCCGCCCGAGAUGUGAAA
Messenger RNA from Panicum virgatum (switchgrass), 1364 nucleotides. RefSeq lists its product as uncharacterized. The transcript has 3 exons. Lineage: Eukaryota; Viridiplantae; Streptophyta; Magnoliopsida; Poales; Poaceae. The coding region runs from base 96 to 989 and encodes 297 amino acids. The record is from RefSeq and is a predicted model, not a curated record.